Ziziphus jujuba (common jujube) is the source of this 2403-nucleotide messenger RNA. RefSeq lists its product as uncharacterized. The record is from RefSeq and is a predicted model, not a curated record. NCBI's taxonomy places the organism in Eukaryota, Viridiplantae, Streptophyta, Magnoliopsida, Rosales, Rhamnaceae. The transcript has a single exon. The coding region runs from base 1 to 2403 and encodes 800 amino acids.
AUGCCGAAGCUGACAAACGAAAUGCGGUUCGAUAACAUCGACCAGCAGCUCGGGGAGCUUGCUGGCGUUGUAAAUGCACAUAUCAUAUGGCAUAACUGGCAGGAGGCCUUCGAAAAGAUGGAGACACUCGAUGACAUAGCCAGUCGAGUGAGCGCACUCGAGAGAAAUCAAACCACGUGGGGCAAUACCGGCCCUUCGAGCUCCACUGCGGGCGAGCGAGAUGGAGCAAUGGAAGAGGCCAUAGAGAGAUUGAUGUCUACAGUCAAUGAACUGACGGAGGACUUUCGAGCCACCGUGGAAGCCCUAAAGAUUGAAAUGGGGCAAAUAAACACCAAGCUCGCCAUCACCAUGCGAGCAGUAGAAAAUCGACCUGCUGUCCCAAUGGGCAGGGACUAUGGACGAAUGAAAGUGCCUGAGCCCCGAGUGUAUGGAGGGGCACGAGAUGCGAAGGAGCUCGAAAACUUUUUGUUUGAUAUGGAACAAUAUUUUCGAGCAAUAAAACCGGAUUCGGAGGAAACAAAGGUGACCAUGGCUACAAUGUACCUAACCAAUGAUGCAAAACUGUGGUGGCGAUCUAAAUACGAAGAUAUCAAGAACAACAGAUGCAUCAUUGACAUAUGGGACCAGCUACAGAAGGAACUCAAGAACCAAUUCCUUCCCGAGAACGUGGACUACAUUGCCUGGCGACAUUUGAGAGAAUUGAGACAGACCGGUAAUGUAAGGGACUACGUGAAAGCUUUCUCGGCCCUCAUGCUCGAUAUACGCGACAUGUCGGAGAAGGAUAAGCUCUUCUACUUCCUGGAAGGGCUGAAACCUUGGGCUAGGACAGAACUUCAACGACAGAGAGUACAAGACCUAGCCUCAGCGCUAGGGGCAGCAGAGCGCCUAAUGGACUACUCAACAGAGAGCCCCAUCAAUAGAAGGUCCCAACCGUCUCCUUCGAAUGCCAAUAGCGGUAGACCCUUCAGGCCUGCCAAUCUCCCAAGACCGGGGGGAAGCGACAAUAGGAAACCUCCGAACACGAGAGAACCUCCACCGCAGAACCCCAAUGCAUUCGGAUUUAGACCCCGACCUCUGACAUGUUUCCUAUGUAAUGGUCCCCACAGAGUGGGCGAAUGCCCUCAUAAGACCGCUCUUAGUGCUCUACAAGCAUCCAUUCGUUCCCAAGAGCACGAGGGAGGGCGAGAGGAGGUAGUAGAAGAAGGAGAAGAUGGCGCACAAGUGGGAGCGCUAAGAUUCUUGAAUGCCCUUAGUGGACAGGUCGUUCAGGCUAGGAAGACCAAUGAGAAAGGUCUUAUGUUCGUGGAUGCGGCGAUAAAUGGAAAGGCCGCAAAGAGUGUGAUGGUGGACACAGGUGCCACCCACAACUUUUGUUCAGAGAUUGAAGCUCGAAGGCUGGGCCUACGAUUACAAAAGGAUGUGGGGCAAAUGAAAGCAGUAAAUUCCAAAGCCUUACCUACGGUGGGCCUGGCGAAACAAGUGCCUCUCAAGUUGGGAACUUGGGAGGAUCGGGUGGAUUUAAUUGUAGUACCAAUGGAUGACUUUGAUGUAAUCUUAGGAAUGGACUUCCUAGUGAAGAAGAAGGCAAUCCCUAUUCCCGCCGCUAACAGCCUGUUGAUGAUGGGGGAACAAACGGGAGUAGUUCCCGUACAGAGGAAGCAACUGAACAACCCCAAACUUCUAUCGGCCUUCCAAUUUAAGAAGGGAGUAAGACGCAAAGAACCCUCUUACAUAGCAUUAGUGGUAGCGAGGGAGGGUGAAGAUGAUGAAACUACCCCUCCUAUGGUGCUGGAUGCCUUAAAAUCAUUCAAAGAUGUGAUGCCGGACAACUUACCAAGGAACCUACCUCCUCGACGAGAUAUUGACCACAACAUCGAAUUGAUACCAGGAGCAAAACCUCCAGCAAAGGCACCUUAUCGGAUGGCCCCUCCUGAGCUGGCUGAGCUACGGAAGCAACUUGGGGAACUUUUGGAAGCAGGGUUCCUGAGACCCUCGAAGGCACCUUAUGGCGCUCCAGUAUUAUUCCAAAAGAAGAAAAAUGGAACUUUGCGCCUGUGCGUAGAUUAUCGAGCCCUGAACAAGGUCACGGUGCGAAACAAGUACCCGAUCCCUUUAAUAGCUGACCUGUUCGACCAGCUAAGCGGAGCCAAAUUUUUCACUAAAUUGGAUUUGAGAUCGGGAUACUACCAAGUGAGAAUCGCUGAAGGAGAUGAAGAGAAAACCACCUGCGUCACACAAUACGGAGCCUUCGAAUUCCUGAUGAUGCCUUUUGGGUUGACGAAUGCACCAGCAACAUUUUGCACCCUCAUGAACCAGGUAUUUCGAGACUUCCUUGACAAAUUUGUGGUGGUGUAUCUUGACGACAUUGUAAUCUUCAGCUCUACCUUAGAAGAACAUGUCUAA